Messenger RNA from Myotis lucifugus (little brown bat), 1299 nucleotides. RefSeq names its product protein bicaudal C homolog 1-like. Gene Ontology annotation, cellular component: cytoplasm. The record is from RefSeq and is a predicted model, not a curated record. NCBI's taxonomy places the organism in Eukaryota, Metazoa, Chordata, Mammalia, Chiroptera, Vespertilionidae.
UCUGUGAUUGUGAAAAGUGUUGAACGAAAUGCCUUAAAUAUGUAUGAAGCAAGGAAAUGUCUCCUCGGACUUGAAAGCAGUGGGGUUACCAUAGCAACCAGUCCGUCCCCAGCAUCGUGCCCCGCCGGCCUGGCCUGUCCCAGCCUGGAUAUCUUAGCCUCGGCAGGCCUCGGACUCACUGGACUAGGUCUCUUGGGCCCCACCGCCUUAUCUCUAAACACUUCGACAACCCCGAACUCACUCUUGAAUGCGCUUAAUAGCUCCGUCAGUCCUUUGCAGAGUCCAAGUUCUGGCACCCCGAGCCCCACGUUGUGGGCACCCCCACUGGCUAAUACUUCAAGUGCCACAGGCUUUUCUGCCGUACCACACCUUAUGAUUCCAUCUACUGCCCAAGCCACGUUAACCAAUAUCCUGUUGUCCGGAGUGCCCGCCUAUGGGCACACAGCCCCCUCCCCCCCUCCCGUCCUGACUCCUGUCGACGUGCACAUCAGCAGUAUGCAGACAGAAGGCAAAAAAAUCUCUGCUGCUUUAAAUGGACACGCGCAGCCUCCGAACAUAAAAUAUGGUGUAAUAUCCACUUCAUCGCUUGGAGAGAAAGUGCUGAGUGCGAAUCAUGGUGACCCGUCCAGACAGACAAGUGGAUCGGAGCAGGUGUCUCCCAAACCAAAUCCUGCCGAAGGCGGUAACGAUGCUUUUGUGGAAGUAGGCAUGCCGCGGAGUCCUUCCCACUCGGGGAACGCGGGCGACCUGAAGCAGAUGAUGGGUCCCUCCACGGUUUCCUGCGCCAAGAGGCAGACGGUGGAGCUCUUGCGCGGCACGAAGAACUCCCACUUACACAGCACUGACCGGCUGCUCUCAGACCCAGAACUGAGCCCUGCAGAGAGCCCUCUGGCUGACAAGAAGGCUCCAGGGAGCGAGCGAGCUGCAGAGAGGGCCGCAGCUGCCCAGCAGAACUCUGAAAGGGCCCGCCUGGCCCCAGGCCGGUCAUAUGUCAACAUGCAGGCAUUUGACUAUGAACAAAAGAAGCUAUUAGCAACCAAAGCUAUGUUAAAGAAACCAGUGGUGACGGAGGUCAGAACACCUACAAACACCUGGAGCGGCCUCGGCUUUUCUAAAUCCAUGCCAGCCGAGACCAUCAAGGAGCUGAGAAGGGCCAACCACGUGUCCUAUAAGCCCACAAUGACAACCACUUUUGAGGUUUGUAGAGUCAUCCCUGCCCAUUCUUCCUGUCUGCUCUCAGCAAAGGAGAACAGUCGUCAUCUCUCCCCUCCCAUUCUUCAUUAAGUAGGAAAAGUCAUU